This is a messenger RNA of Paramormyrops kingsleyae, 7059 nucleotides long. NCBI's taxonomy places the organism in Eukaryota, Metazoa, Chordata, Actinopteri, Osteoglossiformes, Mormyridae. The record is from RefSeq and is a predicted model, not a curated record.
CCCGUGACCAACGAGAGCCUCCUGAAAACAGCCGGACCGUUUUACUAAAAGGCUGAGACUUCGCUUAUCUUACGAUGGUGGCGUUUCCUUAGUUUAUUAGUUGUACUAAAUAAAUAACAGCAACUGAAACUCUGGUUUAUUUUUUUUCCCACCAGUACAAAUGACGCAGGCCUGCCGCAUGUUGGCUGCCCCACUUAACACCAUUGUGUUGGUAAUUAACAUCUCCACACCUCCCAAACGUCCACUCCUAUCGACGUAGCUGACGGCUCCUUUUCUAGGUGCUCGUCAGAUUCUUUGGUGCUGCAUUUCUUUCCCAAACAGCGAACCCAGGCGCUCGUAGCUGCAGCGUGCUUUGCGGUCAUUUCCCGCAGCACGUGAACCUGCAACCCGCAGGUGGGACCCAUUGAGAGGAUGGCGGUGGGAGCCACCGGGACGGGCCGAGGCUUCGUUGAUUCAGACCUGAUGGGUGCUCACGAUUCACCUGCUGCAGAACGCUAUACCAGUAUAGAAAGACCAUUCUGAAGACAAAGCUAAAGAACAGACACACACUGAACUUCAUAAGACAUCUGAACUGCACAAAAGCCCCACAAGAACAACCUGACCACUAGGAAAAACCAUACAGACCUUGAACUAGAUGAGUUUCUGUGUCCCAGAAGUCUUAAAUGUAACGUGUGCCUGGAGAUGUUCUCUCCUAAAAGAAAAUUGAGCGUCCAUCUCUGUCGGAUGCAAACAGGAUCUUCUGAAAACCAUGGUGAAGAUGACACUAAAACCCCUUCAACUUCCUGUCCAAAGCUAAAUUGGUCUCCUGGUUACAUGUCAAGCAAACCCUAUCAGUGUGCACUUUGCUGCGUCUCCUAUAGCUGCUCCAUCAGCCUGAAGAGUCACCUGAGGUCAGUAUUGCACCAGACGCGCAGCAGAAAUGCUGACCGUCCAUCUAGCUGUACAACAGAGAAUUUGAGAAACGCUAAAGCUAACACCUCAUCUACAAAUUGUGCUAUAAACUCUGCGACCAGUAUGUCCACCUCACCCUCCAUAAUGUUCUCGCUCCACAACGCCAGUGCCAGCACUAGUGCCUCCACCAUCCCUCUGCCUCGGGUCACAUCGCAGCAGGAGUUUCUGUCCCUGUCCAUUAGCAGCCUUCAGACGCAGAACCAGAAUCUAAAUCCAGGUGCACCUGGUCAAGUUUUGACUCCGAGUUUGAGUUCUGCGCAAGUUCUCUUGGCAGAAAAAACCCAUGGCAUACAGAAUUUGGGACUAUCAGUAGAAUUUUCUACAGCCCACUCAACCUCAUCUGAAGAAAAGAUGAUAGAAAAAGCAGAGGACAUUGCAGAAGGUGUGGAUGAGAUAGUAUAUAAAAAAGCCAGUGACAGAGUGCAUUUGGAGCCAGAGAAUGCAAACUUGUCACUGAAGGACACUUAUGCAGGCCUGAAGAUAAAAGAGGAGUGUGCAGGGAGCAAGGGCAUCGGGAUCAGAAGUCCCCUAAAAUAUACCAAGAAGGGGGGCGUUCAGGAUGGAGAAGAAAAUGGGAUGGGUGGAGAGAACACAACAGACACAAAAAAUUAUGGAGUGCAGAUGCAAUUUAAACCGUGUCAAAAUAGUGAACGGCAAAUUGCAGUACCUUGUGAAGCGGUUCCUCAAAGUCCAUUGGCAUUCCGAUCUUCUCGUGACACAAUCCUCCCUCAGAGUGCCCCACUGCCUUGUAGCACAUCCCCAUCCAGCAACACUCAACUUAGUACCACAAACUUUCAAUUUUCCCUGAGACCCAGCAGCAAUCUGCAGAACUCUCACACUGACAUAAGCGCAAAGCACUGCUUAACUGAGAGUCUCGAAUUCAGCUCUGAAGACAGAGCCGUAAAACCACAUUUCACACUGCCUGGAACUGAUUCUAAACUGUCUGAGGUGGCUCUUCAGGAUUAUACUGGUGUGGAUCUGAAAUAUUCCCAAACUAAACCAUUGACGCUGUCAGACUUUCAAUCACAGGUGUUACGGGCUUUCCUUGAGUCCCAGAGCCAAGCAGAUGUAGCUGGCCCUUCCCAGCAGGAUUGUGAGGAACUGGCCAGGGAGGUGGGACUCAGUGUGGUGGAGAUCCACACGUGGUUUGGGGAUGUUCAAAAGACUAAAGAGCGACAGAAUAGCAUAGAAGGGAAGGAUGGCAUCCAUCCAGUCACUAUUGCAGUUGACCACAGUAAAGAUAUUAGGAAGAGGAACCAUGAUAAAAAUGUAAACAACAGAGAAAUUGGAGGCCAAGAAAACUUCUGUCACACUUCUGAGUCAAACCAGGAAGAAUUUUACACUGUGGCCACUGUAACAGAUGAGGAAAGUCAAAGCAGCCUUGAGCAGGACGAACAAAGCAACCUAGUCAAAGUAGGAAAUCAUGAUGAGGAGGAAGUUACAGGGGAAGGAAAGGUACUCCUGUCAGAUGAAGAUGAAGACGACAGGCUAACUUUCAGGAAGAGAAAGUGGAGGAGCAACAUGAUUGUAGAACAGGAACUGGUGAAUAUUAAGAAGGAGAAGCUGGAUCCUGAUGUAAACCUGGAGUUGGGAACUCUGUCAGACUCCCCUGCUCCUCCACUCUCAUUUGAACGGGGCAAUCUGUCCAGGAUCACUACUGGUGCCUCUCUCCCUUUUUCCAUUGCUCCUGUCAUCACACCAUUCUUAAGUCCUCAUAUUCUCUCACUACCACCUUCGGUGGUUGGAUUGGGGAUUUCUAAAGGUGCCAAACCAGAUCAAGGAAAACGCCCAAUCCUACCCAGACCGCUAGCCACUCACCUCUUUUGUGAUCCCUUGAAGGCACCACUGCUUGCCAGACACACAGCUCCAUGCCAAACCCCAUAUGGCAAAGAUGACAAUGAGUCUGCCCUAGACCUCAGUGUUGGAAAGAAUUGCAGCCCAGUGUCAGCUCCAUCCACUUCUACGUCUGCUAAUAAGAUCCCAGAGCAAAACCAGUUAUUCAAGAGACUUGGAUUGAAUGCAGUAACAAAGGGCGCUCCUGAAACAUCAGAUCUUAUUGUGGUCCAUGUCCAACCUAAGGGUACAUUUGCAGCAUCCAUGUCUCUCAACGGUAGCAUUAAUAAAAUAAACAAGGGCAUCAAGACUGCAGAGCAAAUCAAUAAUGGUAAGAGGGAAAAAAAGAGCAAAGGAGAACAGCAAGAAGAGAGGAAGUAUACUAGUAGAGAUAUUCAACUAUUACGGGGGCGUUCCAGAACAAUCAUUCAACCUGAACAGUUAGAUGUGCUCUAUGGUUGCUACUUCAAAGAACCAAAUCCUGCAAAGCAUGAAUUUGAGCGGAUAUCAGAAUGGGUCAAACUUCCGAAGAGGGUUGUCCAGAUUUGGUUUCAGAACAUGAGAGCUCGUGAACGGAAAGGGGAAGUCCGCUUUCUUGGCAGUGGCACACUGGCAGCUGUGGGCAAGCCUCUGAUAAAGUUCACCUGGCCACUUUCAUCACCGGUCUUAUCUAGAGGCACAAAUCCAAACACGGGUGACCGCAAACUCUGUAGGGUAACAGCAGAUGUUAGUUUAGUGGAUUCUUGUGUAAAAACACCACUUACUAAAGAUGUAGAGAGAGAGACCAAAAGCUUUGCUAAUGCAAAACUUAUGACUUGCUCCUCCUCAGAUGUCAAAAGUCUCACAGUGUCAAAGACUGGCACACAGCGAUCUUCUCCUAAGGCUAAAUCCUUUACCAAAGCCUCAAAUUUCUCUGUCCCAUUUGCAAUAAUAGAGACUCGCCCUCCUCGCUCACCUCAGAAAUGCAACAGAGACAAAGAUGAUGAACUGCAUGAUAAGGUAAAGGAAAAUAAUGAAGAUGAGCCAGAGAGUCAUAUUUCUGGGCCAGGAUCCACCAGUCGAAUGGCACCAAAAGUACCCCUAACACCUGUGGGCAAGCAUUCUGAUUCUCAAAAACAACGUGGUCUCUACUGGACUACCAAAGCUGCGUUAAGUAUGAACACGCCAAAUGAACAGAUGGGGUUCCCCUCUCACAGUUAUUUAUCCAGAAUCUCAAUGUCAAGUCCACCUGUGUUCUCGUCCAAUCCAGGGAUACAAUGCAAUAGCAACCUGCAGCAAUGCAUUCCUCGCCGACCACGGACUCUCCUUACCAACUUGCAACUGUCCAUUCUACAGUCGUGCUAUGAGAUAUGCCCUCAUCCAAAUGCAGCAGAGUGUGAGGUAAUGGGCUCGGAGCUGAAGCUGCCUCAGAGAGUGAUACAGAUAUGGUUCCAGAACACCCGAGCAAAGGAGAAGCGCUGGUAUCUCCAGCAGGAAAAGCAGAUGCUUGAUACAAAGGACUUGUCAUCCAGAGUAAACUUUGGUUCAAGCGGCUACCUUGAGUACAGAGCACUUCGGGCUAAUCGCCCCAUCUUACCCAAACCAGUUCAGUUCACGCUGCUGGUAUCAUCAGGACCCUCUGAUGUGGGCCAGUCAAGUCAUGAGGCUCUAAAGGGAAGGUGUGAGGUAUGCAGAGUUGGGUUUGAAUCCAGAGCAGCGGGAAGAGUUCAUGUCUUCUCCUCUCAGCACCUAUCUGCAUUGAAAGCCAGCAACUUUGGACAGUUACCCUCCCAUGUUAGCAAAGGUACUAGCAUAGGUUCUGGUACUGGUUCUGGAUUGCCAGUGGUUUCACCUCUCUCUCCAACCAGUGGUACAAGUUGAUACAUUGAUUUUAAGGUGCUGAAAGAGACCAUGGACCCAUGGGAUCUUUGCUUUUCAGUGGAGAGAAGCAUUUGUAUGUUUUUGUAUUCUGUUUGACAUCUGCAGGAUCCAGCUUAGUACUAAUUGAGUGGUACAUUGCUAAUGGUAUUAAAACUCCAUAUACACAGUGGUGUCAUUUUAACCUGGUCCUGGGUUCUGGUCAUGUUAGUAGCUUUCUGAAAAUAUGCUGAGCUGGCAGAACUAGGCUAGAACUUGGGCUCCUACUAACAGUAGGAGCUGAAUGCUACUUGCAGGGUGGGAGGAAAAUAAGAGCCCAGUUUUAAUAUAGUGGUUUAAGCACAAAACAUUUGCUUAAUUGUUGCAAACUGUCAAAUAAGCACAAGCUAUAUCAGAUAAAAUAUGCAGUCCUUGGACUAUAAACCAGCAAUAUGUUAACUGUGGAUUUAAGAAGUAAAAUGAAAGCAUCAGUCAGUCGUUCCGAUGUUGAGGACGGCUAAGCUUAGUUAGGCCUAUUUAAAAUGCCUUUUCUGAAUUAGUUGAGCUAACACUUGUAUCAUAUUCCCUAGGUUUACCUUACUCAAUUGAUGGGUCAACAGCUGUAGCUGUAUAUAGACACAGAGUAUUGAGGCCAGUGGCCUGCAAACAUGAAGCGCUUUUCACUUUACAAGAUGCAUGUCAGCUUAAAGAGAAAGAGAGGCCUCUUCACUUGCAUCAUUAAUUGAAAAUCUUACCCAGCAAUCAUAUGACUUGACAAUUUCUGAGACUAAUGUUGCCAGUGUGACGGCAGCGUGUUUAAUCAGUUGCUUAAUCGUGAGUUUGUGGUGGGCAGCUUAUCUGGUGUCAAAUCGUCCUGCAAGGCACACAUCCAAAAAUAACUAGGGGCCAAUGGGAAGAACUAGCUAUUCCUAUGACAAUCCAGCCUAGUUCUGACUGCACACUGCUGGAAAAGUCACUGCAGGUCCACCUUCUCUGGCGUUACUCAGGCUUGUUAAUUCUACCCUCAAGAUGUGCUUGGCUUAAUAAUUUGGUGAAGGCCAUGUAUGGAUGGAUUAUGGAGCUGUCAGGAAGUAACCCGUGUGAAAUCCGGUCCCGGGCUUGAAGCGGUUCCUCUCCUGUACACACUUGUGACGAUUAGAGACAAAAGCAGAGUAUGAGGUGUUAUAGGUAAAAGGUUGAGGUUCCCACGUAAACUGUUCUGGCUUUGUCGGAGAAGCCUAAGUGAUGCAUUUUUAUCACAUCAUACAAUAUCAGCCUAAGAUCUGCUACUGUUUUUACCACCAAGUCUGGGGGGGAUCCCUUCACUGAACACCAAAUAACCAUAUAAGGACCAGAGCUCACCACUGCAAAGUCAUACCCUGGAACAAAAAAUCAUUGAGCCAAAGUCUUGUACUACAUAUAAUUAAAAAUAUUUUUGUGCCAAUUUAGGAAAUUUUGUGGAAAAAUGUGUACAUAUAAUAUGUCAACUUGUAAAUUAAAAUCAUUCUUUGCAAAUCCUUCUCUUAGUCAAACAUUUUCCAAUUUAAUGAAGUUAAAGACAUUCUUCAUGCUUCUCACUGGCAGUAGUCCUGACAGGCUUGUUUAAACCAGUACCAGACUGUGAAAAGAGAGCAGGGGUUUUGUAUAUAUUGUUACAUUUUUUUCUCCCCUGAGGUAUUCUAAUGUGUUAAUGAGAUUGGGGUCAUUCUGGUGUCCUGUAAGGUAGCAGACUCACCUUUGGAUAUGUAAUACAUUACUGCAAAACACAAAGUGAACAGUAAGAUGGUGGUGAGAGGCAAAACUAGCUGAUAUAGAAGAGUGCAUAUUUUAAUUUCAUUAAUAAGUUGAAAUGCAGAGCAGUAUGACAGUAUGACAAUUGUAAAUUUUCUUCUAUUUUCAUUGAAAAACCAAAAAAUAUUUAGUCUUUUAAUACAAAAUAUUGACACACUAAUUUUUGUUUUGAUCCUGUCCAGGUUGAGUGGAAUGGAUUUAACUUGAUUACCUUUUGUAUUUAUUAUCCAGACAUGGUAACAUCACCUUAUAUUGAUGGUAAUGAUAAUACGAAGUCAUUUUAUGAUGUCUCAAAGUAUAAUGUUCUGUAAAUCGCUGCAAACGGGGAAGCGUAGCUCUGGUGACCAGCAGCAGAACCGUGCUCAGAGCCUGCAGUCAGUCCUUCAGUGGGAUACCACGCUGUGCUGAAGGGGUAUGACGCUGCUUUUGCACGAUGCUCUAAUCGGUUUGUCUAAUCACUUUGCUUUUAUUGCAUUUGCUUAAUAUGUGUUUUUAAUUAAAUGCUACUAUCUGCCCUGCCUAAGCAAUGACUUGAAGUUGAACUUGGGAUGGGAUUGUUGGCACUGCUGGAAUAUUCUCUGAGAUUCUUCUGCUCUCUGCCACGUGUUCUUUGGUUCAUGCUAAAGGAAAUAAAACUGUUUGAUUGCA